AAGAAGUUUGUAACGACGGCGUGUUGCAUCCUUCCGCCACAAAUUCAGCCAGUCUUGACAGUGUGUUCUCUACAUCGGACUCCAGUACAUCUUUUAGUAGCAGUGGAUCCUUCGAUUCAAGUUCAAGUGAACUGACGGGAAAGCAGAGUCGACUGAAUCAAAUUACGUUUGCAAACUUCUGUGAGCGAUACGAACGCACAGGACAAAAACUGGGUAGCGGGUCCUAUGGUUCCGUGGAUACUUUUCGCAAUCGUGAAUCAGGGAGAGAGUAUGCGGUAAAAGUAAUCAAGAAUUGUGACAAUAAAAGCCGAAAAAAAGUAUGGACUGAAAUUGACAUUUGUCAACGUUACAGUUGUGACCAUAUCAUCAAACUUGUAGAAUUCUGUGAGAUUGGAGACAUGUUUUUUCUAAUUUUUGAUAAGAUGGGAGGAGGAGACCUAAGAGGGAUGUUGGAAUCACGUGAUUGUCUUCGUCUGAGUGAGACAGAAGCCUCUAAAGUUAUGAACGCCCUGGCCAAAGCCCUCCAGGCUCUUCACGUCGAUGGUGUGGCCCACCGGGACAUAAAAUCUGAAAAUAUUUUGUGCAAAAAUUCAGGAGAGGUCACACCACUUGUGUUAUGUGAUCUUGGGCUUGCCAGUGACCUCGCUUCUCGAUCUGAACUCUCAAAAGGGGACAUAAGUAAGACUACUCUGACGUCACCGGUCGGCACCCCUAUGUACAUGGCGCCAGAAAUUGUCGCUUUAAUGUGCGAUGAGUCUAAGCAACCUUACGACACCAGCUGCGACAUGUGGAGUCUGGGAGUUUUGUUGUACGAAAUUCUGUUCGGUGUGAUGCCCUUUCAACGCGGCUGUGAUGAGCACCGUGGUAGUAUAGAUUUCUCCUGUAAAGACUGCAAGAUCCUCAUGUACCAGGACAUCCUUCGAGGGGACUACAGCUUUCCUGUGAAUGUUGGAGAGUUUUAUUCCCACAGCGCCGUGGAUUUGAUCAAACGUCUGCUAGUGGUUGAUCCCCAAGCCCGCUACUCGGCCGCCGAAGUACUGCAGCACCCCUUUCUAACCGAGCAACAUGAGUGGUAACCUCGUCAUGCGAGCAUCAGUGUGUGGGGGGAGCCUGUGAUCAGCGCCGUCACCCACGCACUCAUUACUCUGUGCAAUGCCAGGGUGUCUCACAUGAAUAUCCUGCCGAAAGUAUCUUGGGCCACAUCGAUCGUUCUUUGUGAAUUUGGGAUUGCAAGUUACUCCCACUCUCGAAGAGACCCCCCGCCCCAAAGGAGACAUGACGAAAACCGCUCUGCGUCUCCCUCUGACCACCCUAUAUUACAUCGCUUUCUGACAUGAACAGUAAAGUCUGUGCGAUGUUAUGGUUGUCACUUAUCGAUCAUUAACACUGUACAUUAUUCUAAGCUUCUGGUCUUGACAUAACCAAUAGAUUUA
Aplysia californica (California sea hare) is the source of this 1433-nucleotide messenger RNA. Its product is annotated as MAP kinase-interacting serine/threonine-protein kinase 1-like. The transcript has a single exon. The coding region runs from base 399 to 1076 and encodes 225 amino acids. The record is from RefSeq and is a predicted model, not a curated record. Gene Ontology annotation, cellular component: nucleus; cytoplasm. NCBI's taxonomy places the organism in Eukaryota, Metazoa, Mollusca, Gastropoda, Aplysiida, Aplysiidae. Gene Ontology annotation, biological process: intracellular signal transduction; protein autophosphorylation; peptidyl-serine phosphorylation. Gene Ontology annotation, molecular function: calcium/calmodulin-dependent protein kinase activity; calmodulin binding; calcium-dependent protein serine/threonine kinase activity.